Messenger RNA from Bursaphelenchus xylophilus (pine wood nematode), 4276 nucleotides. NCBI's taxonomy places the organism in Eukaryota, Metazoa, Nematoda, Chromadorea, Rhabditida, Aphelenchoididae. The record is from the annotation of a GenBank genome assembly.
AUGGUAAAACGUAAGUUUGUUUGUAGUUUUUUGCUGUUUUUGGUUUGGGAGUUUUGGGCUGAAGAAAGCGCAAUAAUCAAUGACUUUUUGGGAUUUUAACCAAAAAAACUAAUUGGGAAGGAAAUUUUAAGACACUCCGAAUCUCAAAAAUUUCAGCUUUUUUGCUCUUAAUUCCGCUUCUCGUUUUUCCACCUGCAAAUUCAAUCGACUGCAACACAGCUCCGACCGCAACUCUCCAACGGAUUUGCCGCCAACUCUCCAAAUGGGACGAAGGCGCGCGAAAGCAUCCGCCGCCAGCGAAGACCGCAUUGCCUCCGGGAAUCGACGAGUCUUUGAAUGGGCUUGAAAUUCCUCUGCAAGCCCAAACAGCCUUUGAUUGUGUGACCAUUGGCUGCCUCUGCGGCUACUUGGGAGGGACUGGCAGCUCGGAUGACAGUCAUUUCUGUCGACUGCCGGAUGGAAGUGGCGUUACAAAGAGCCGGCGGAAAGAGUAUCGGAUGCUGAGUGAUGUGGAGAGGAGACGAUUGCAUUCAGCGAUAAAAGUGAGCUUUUUUAGAUAAACAAAGAUUGUCCAACAAGUAGUCAAGUGGUCUUUUUUAGACGAUAAAACAACGACAGGGCCCAGGAAGCUACGAUUUCUUCGCAAGUGUUCAUAAAGCGUUUGACAAAGCCGGAGCCGCUCAUUCGGGACCAGCGUUCUUGCCGUGGCAUCGAGAGUACUUGAAAAGGUAAGAAAAAGUUUUCGCAAGGAAAGGAGCUAUGGUGGAACGGUCGGUAGCCUCAGAGUGUUCGCUUCUAGUGCGUUCAGAAGGUCGCCUUGCUGAUUUUUAGAGGAGAUAAGCCCUUUUUCAGAUUUGAAAUUUCCCUCCGAUUAGUCGACCCUCAAGUCAACGUUCCAUAUUGGGAUUCAACAUUAGACAGUCGGAUUCCGGAUCCAAAAGAUUCGAUUCUCUGGACGGAUGAGUUUUUCGGCUCCUCGGACGCAAAUGGUUGGGUUGUUGGCGGCGAUUUUUCUCCAUGGAGAACUAUACAGGUAGGUCAGUUGUUAACUUCUAACGAAGGUGUAAAUUUAGGGUACCGACAAGAUUCGUCGGAAUCUCGGCGGAGAGGGUCAUCCAUUCAACGACACGGAACUUGAAAUGCUAUUGAACAUGCCGGACAUCGAAGAAGUCUUGGCCUUUACUGCGCCUGGAAAGGUGAGUCGGAAUUUUUGAUUGGUAAAAUAAUAUCUUACGUUAUAAGUGACGAUGUCGAGUUAUAAAUGUAUAAGUUCGCAACAAGUGGUUCUGCCGCAAAAACCCCGUUUAAUCUUUAGGGCUGCCCUAUUCGUCCCAAUUUCUACUCCCUCGAGUAUACUCAUGGUAAUGUCCACAUGUUCGUUGGUGGCGACAUGUACGAACAGGCGACUUCUGGAAAUGACCCUAGCUUCUAUUUUCAUCAUGCUUUUACCGAUCUGAUUUGGGAGACUUGGCGUCAACUUCGACAAGACCGUAAUUCUCGAGAAGUGGUCUAUCCGCUGACACAGGGUAAUGAUUCUGAAAAUUAAAAGCUCCAUGGCAAAUAUUAUAAUUAAAGGCUCGUGCGCAAGCUCCUACCAUACCGCCGGAGCGGAUAUGCAUCCAUUCGGGCCGUGGAAGAACAUUGACGGGCUGUCCAACAGGUACACCGACGAUUUCUACGAGUACGCCCCAAGGCCGACGUGUUCACUGCCCUCCAAAGAUUGUGGAUCACCAUAUUUGUUUUGCCUGACAUCAGGCGGUCAAGCUCGGUGCGCCAGUAAAAUUAAACUAGGCGGAAGUUGUAAAGGCAUCAGCGACGGUGAGUGUAAACGGUUCAUAGUCGUUGAAAUUGUUAUACAGAGCGGAGCAGUGGUCAAAGUGCUUCGCACUGCAUCAAGGGAGCGUUGCAAAUAACGCCAUGUAUAUGCAGUAUCAGUCUGUCGGGAAAAUAAUGCGGAUUUGCCGUGCCUGUAAUAUCCCAUCAUAGCUUUGCGACAGCUACCCCAGGGAUUUGGUGCGCGACUGCAAUGAGGCGAGGCAUUUGCUGCGACAAAGCCACAUUAUUUUUCGGACAGGCUGAUACCUCGCUGCUUGGCCAAAAAUAGCGUUUUUUCGAGGCGAUUGAAGCGAAAAGUUGUGCGUUUUGUCGCGCGUUAACCUUGUAAAUCGCAACUUUGGUGGACACUCCUACUUCUUUCCUAAAAGCAAGUUUUGGCUCAGCCAAUAAAAAACAACUGUUUUUUGGAGUCAGAAAAGGAAGUAAAUAUUUGGAGGUGUUCAGAAUGCUUCCUGGAAGCAAUAGGAAGCGUUUUGGCUACUGGCUCCUGUCCUGUAUUAAGAAAUUAAAGAAUUACACAAUUUUUUUUCCAGCUGAUCGCCCGUGUUACCAAGGGAUGUGCGUGGCGGACGAGUGUAUCCCAGAUCCGGACGUAAGCUCUUGCCGUUGAGUUCUCUGUUUAGAGUGUAUAAACAAUACGCCAAAGAUCUUUUUUAGUAUUUGAAGCCCGAUCCAGUUCCAACAACCAGCCCUCCCUCUAAAAUUACUCCAAGGCACACCGAGCAGUCUGAGACUUGCUACAAUAGCCAAGAAUGCUGCAAUAUGUGGGCCAAAGAGGGACAAUGCGAGGCGAACAAGAACUACAUGAGGGAAUAUUGUCCGGCCAGCUGUGGAAUCUGCACUCCGGUCUCGUACAAACUCAGUGAUGGUAGGGAUCUUUUUGAUAGUUAGGGCGGUAUAGAAGACACUCUAAAGAGCCACAAGAAACCAUAUACCGGGUUUUAUCUGAGGUUUUUAGAAUGCCCGAAUCGCCACAUCAAAUGUCGAGAAUGGUCGGCUCAAGGCCAGUGUACAAAGAAUACUAUGUAUAUGAACGAGAACUGCCGAAAAGCUUGCAAUCUCUGCAACAUCCCAAAAACUUGCGCCAAGAGUACUGUGUCGACAACGGCGCCUUCUGCAAAGCCCGCAGCCACGACAAAACCAACGUCAAGAGUUGUGGUCUCGAAGACAACAACAAUUGCGUUAUCCAAGGUUACAACGACUGCUAUCCCGCAUUCCAUUACUCCUCAGCAAUUUCAAGGCACGGCGGUUUCGUGGGGAAGCAAGUGCACUUCUCCCGGCUGCAAUAACGAAAAUAUGUGCUGUCAACAUUGGGCCAAUCAAGGUGAAUGCCGAAAGAAUCCGAUCUAUAUGAUGUGUUGGUGCCGCGUCAGCUGUGGCGUUUGCACACCAACCGAUUAUUCGUAUGGAGGUAAGGCACCUUUUUACAGGGGAAGCAAUCCAAGUGCAAAGCUUGGUUCGUGAUUAAAAUUGGCACAAAUUUAGAGUAAUUCUUUCUGAUACGUACCCGGGAUUCUGAGCCUGUCGUUUGCAGAAAUGUCUGAGAUUUUUGUGUCAAAAGUUGGCAAAAAUGAAACGCUUUUUUGGGAAUAUUGACAAGAAAUGUUUCAUGACUAUUUACAUGUACCGUAGAGGGUAAUUUUUCCACGCAAAAUCAAUUGCUUCCGCCCAGAACUGACAAAGAUACGGCUAAAAUGCGUUUUCCUUUGCGACCGCUUUACACGUUUCUCGUACUCUUUCGGUCGAAAGGUCGUUGAAUAUCUCGGCUUUUCCUGCAAAGCGUGAGCUAAAAAAACUCAGUAAUUGAUAUGUGGCUUAUGCUCGAUUAGCGCGCAAAAUUUAAGGCCUUCGUUGCCGAGAAGGACAGAUGACCAUCUAACCAAUUAUAUUCCCCACUUUCUCUGUAUUGUUUGUUGUUGCUGCCUCGAACUCCGAGCUCAUUUUCCCUUCUUCAGACUGUGCCGACUACAACUCUCAAUGCGCUGAAUGGUCGAAGCGCGGCGAAUGCGACAAGAAUCCAUGGAUGUUGGAGAAUUGCCGUCAGAGUUGUGGGACAUGUCUGACGUUCAAGCAGUUGAAACAAACUUGCGAAGCAAAUGGAGGAAAGAAAAGGCUGACUUUUGAAGCAAAAAUUGCUAGCCCGACGAUUGCUCCCACACCCGUACCGAUCCCUCCUUCUGCUCCGCCAGAUCUCUCGUUACAAACUGCUCCAACUCUACCACCGCCUCCAUAUGAGCCGGAACAUCAUCAUCACUUCGCUGGAGAUUUUUGGGGACAUCAUCAGGACUUUGAUCAUCCGCAUCACCAUCACCAGUCUGCAGAAAGUAGCUGGGGUGCGGGUUACGCAGGGCCUUCGUCCGGUGGCUAUGGACGACCGAGGUUUUACGACGGAGGAUGGGGAAGAUGGGGCCGAGAAGUUGUCCGGAAUAAUCUGAUGUAA